This is a messenger RNA of Effrenium voratum, 747 nucleotides long. NCBI's taxonomy places the organism in Eukaryota, Dinophyceae, Suessiales, Symbiodiniaceae. The record is from the annotation of a GenBank genome assembly.
AUGGCUGACCAGAGGUUGGACGCCGACGAAGGCCACGAUGAGGCAGCUGACAUUGUGCUGGAGGUGGGAGAGCCGCACGCACCAAAGCCGCGAGCAUCUCUGUGGCGCUUUGCAGUGCUGGAGCUCUUGCUCUCAUUGCUGAGCUGUCUACUUAGCUGCGCCAAUUCCCAGCAGGUUACCUACCUUUGCCUGGGCAUGCUGCCUCUCUUCGCUACCUGCUACAGACACGAGCUGCAGAAGCUGCAAGAGUCGCCCGAGUGUGUGGAUCAGUCGCAGCUGCUACGGCUGCACAGCGCCAGCCGCGUGGCAGCGCUGCAGCAGGUUGGUUUGAUGUUUUUGGCGCCCACGAGUGCUAAGUGGUGGGGUGCCACUUACCCCUCUGCGGCGUGCUUCGUGGUUCUCAACGUAGGCUUCUUCGCGUCACUGGCAACAGCCCGGAGCUUGCAGGAGAUUGCCCCAGCCGGGAAGGCCGGUGCAAUGGACGCAGAGACGGAGGUCGUGGCGGACACCGUGGUAGUCGAAGAGGCGCCAGAGACGGAGGAGCUUUGUAGCAUCUGCUUAAGGCCACUUCAUGGAGAGCCGCUUAGACGCUUGCACUGCGGCCACGCCUUCCACCAGCCUUGUGUAGAUGCUUGGCUGCGUGCCAUAACUCGUGGUGACACACGAAUUUGCCCGAUGAGGUGUGCAAACCCGCAGGUGCCUCGCCGGCUGGCUAGAAGCCGCUUGGCAGCUGCGGGCGGUGCUUAG